AUGGAAGGUCGCCCCUUUGAGGGCGGUAGCGUCGAUGGAAGGUGCAUAGGUUGCGGCAGCAGCUGCCCAUGGGAACUUGAGGAGCAAGCCAACUGCGAGUGGGACCGCCGUCUGGCGGAUAUGCUCAGUUGGGAUGUUGUGCGGCCCAGUAGCGCUUCGUUUGACAGCCGUCACCUGCCUGCGAUCACUGCCGAGUACCUGGAGCACUAUUCGUGCUCCGCGAUAUCUCUGCACAGUGAUCGAUGGCGGCGCCUGGUGAGCACGAUAAAGGACGCUAAUGCGACCCGCAAGGGCAUGAUCGUGGACGACUCCGUGGAGGAGCUGCUGAAGCUGGAGGUCCUGCUCUUCACUGAGCACAACGUCGAAUCUCGUUGCCAGCUAGCGCGCGGCCUGAUAGUCCAGAUCUGGCGUGACCAGCGUCCCACGAAGGCUCCGUGGUACUCUAAGCUGAUGCAGCUGGUGCGCGACCUAGACGCGUUAUGUUUUUUGCACCGUCUUCACGGGGCUCGGUGCAUGAUAAACGUCGGCCCGAUGGUAACGCCGUACAGUUGUCUGGACAGCGUCAUCGAUAUUUUCCGGCGCGAGUGGCCGGAGGGCGAGACUGCGUGGUCUCCCUACAUCGAGGGCGAGCUGAUGUACCGUCUGUCCGGCCGCGGGUUCAUCAGCAUAGCGAUAAGUGUGGAUGACCUGAAGUACACUAAGCGACUUCUGGUGCCCAAAAUGCACACGGAACGUUGUUAUUUGCGGCCUACUGGGAUCCUGAUGACUCGGCAUGCCAAGCGUUUAGCAAAGCGCCUUCGUAUUACUAUGGACACUGCAUUCCAUAAGGUCAUCGACGGAAUCGUGCAGCAGCACGGUGCCAACUGGAUGUACCCGGAGGUGCGCACGGAGUUCAACCGCAUGCACUACCAGCGGCAUCGUUUCGAGCGCUUGAAGACCCGGCUGCACUCAGUCGAGGUUUGGCACGGCGGAGAACUUGUGGCCGGGGAGAUCGGUUUUUCCGCUGGUGCCGUGUACACUAGCUUGACGGGAUUUCACCGAAUGGCUUCCUCCGGCACGUUCCAGAUGUACGCCUUGGCCGCGAUCUUGCAUUUCUCAGGUACUCUGCAUCCUGGACGACCCUCACAACGCGCAGGCAUAGAAAUGUGGGACCUCGGCAUGGAAAUUCCCUACAAAAGCGGUCUGGGCGCCACAACGAUGCCGCGUAUAAAUUUCAUCGAGGAAUUCAACCGGUUGAAGCAUAGAGUAGGUUCUCUGCUAGCGCAUUACACGCCGCAGAAGCGUCACGUGCAAUUGCCGAGUCGCUUCCGGGAACACGAAAACUGCGUUUCCCUUAUGGAAGAGUUCGAAGCUGCACAGCAGCUUCUUGUUGUGGAAGGCAGUGCCUCAGCCUAA
Molecule: messenger RNA, 1395 nt
Organism: Babesia ovata
Lineage: Eukaryota; Apicomplexa; Aconoidasida; Piroplasmida; Babesiidae
Exons: 4
Coding region: 1-1395 (464 amino acids)
Biological process (GO): protein catabolic process
Cellular component (GO): cytoplasm
Molecular function (GO): leucyl-tRNA--protein transferase activity
Source: RefSeq, a predicted model, not a curated record